Molecule: messenger RNA, 830 nt
Organism: Drosophila busckii
Lineage: Eukaryota; Metazoa; Arthropoda; Insecta; Diptera; Drosophilidae
Exons: 3
Coding region: 1-468 (155 amino acids)
Source: RefSeq, a predicted model, not a curated record
AUGCCCGACCAAAAGCAACCCACAGACCAAUCAGCAAGGCCACCCAAGCAGCUCCAGAAGUGGCGCACGGAAGCGCCACCUCAUCCUCGCAGCGUCGCCGACAAAUGCAAUUCCAGCGGCAAAAGGACCAAAAAGUUUAUGACCCAAACCAUCGCCCACUUCGACAGCCACAUCGCGACGUUACUUGAAGGCGGAGACGCCAUCUCGUGGCAGUCGCAAAUAUUAUAUAAUCGCAAGGCGGGCACUACCAAGAGCGACCUUGAGGUCGUCAUUGUCAAGCCAGAACAUCAUCAUCAGCAUCGCUCGCCGACGAUAACGCCGGUGGCGGUCAGCUCAAGCUCCAGCUCUCCGACAGGUGCAACAGGCGUCACGGUGCUACAACAAAGUUGUAGUCCACUUGAGGCAAUUGCCAGCAGCGAAGAGUCCACAGCGAGCAGCUCGAACAGAAAGCGGGGUCAACAACACUGAGCUCGCCUUAAGCGCCGUUACCAGCCAAAUUGUAAAUAAUACAACCCACAAGCUAGACUUAAAGCAACGUAGACACAAAAACAAUAAUAGCAACGGCUGCGAAGCGGGCAGCUAUAACGGCAGCAAACGCCAAAGGCGCAAGUCAAGUCCUGUGGCGUCGGACCAGGAGUAAGCUACGUUGCCCAGCUGCUAACGCCCGAGGAAGUUUUGACAGCAGCACACAGCAACAGCGACAGCUCUGGCAGCAACAGUCACAAAUAGCGCUCACUAGCGCUGGCAGCACCAAUAGCAGCUACAGCAACGGAGCCUGGGACGACGACAGCAGCUACAGUGCUGAGGGCGGCGACAGCAGCGGCAGCAAU